UUUUGAUAGAGCUUUUUAUUUUGCAAGGUCAAAAAUGUCUUCCCAAAUGAAAUUGAACAUAUAUUGAGGAUAGUAUAAGCACGAUCCAAAUGUAUUUAUUUCUGACAUCUUAGUUCAAUGUGAUACCGCGCAUAUAGUUGGCGGCGCUGCAUUGAAGGAGCCACAAUCGCUCAUUUCUUUGUUACAAUUGUGAUAUAUUUAUAUUUCUGAAUCGAAAAGAAAAGUGUAAUCUCUUUGUCUAUGUGCAAUAGAACUGAAUAGAACCCAGCCCGAAAUAUGGCCAAAACUAAAACGAUUAGCAAAGGAUGCCCCAAGUGCGAACAGCAGGUACCUGUUGCGUGCAAAGCUUGUCCUUGUGGACAUUCCUUUUUCAAUGCACGGCGCAAUUCUAUCAAAAGUCCACCCAGUCCUGACAGUGGAGUGAUGAAGACAAGAAGAACUAAUCGUAUUAAACGCGAGAAACCAAAUUAUUAUGAUGCUUUGGAAUAUGACAAACAAACGAAAAAAAAUACCAAAAUCAGACAAACCACGGAUACUACAAGUGAUAUCGAUUGUCGCCAGUUGAAUAAAAAAAAGAAGCGGAAAGGAAAGGGAAAGGGCAAGAGUGGCAGUAAUAGCGGCGUGGGCGAUGAUGAUGAUGAAAUGGAUGGGAUCAAUGGAUUAUCUCCAGAGAAACAACUCACUUGUUCUCUCAUAUUGCAAGAACUUAACAACAAGAUGAGAGUGGUAGCUUGGAAGCCUAUGUGAAAUUAAAAAUAGACAUAGAUACAUGCGUAUCUCUUUGACAAAUCCAACAACAUCAGUUCGACAUGAUUGCUUUACUAUGUGCAGUAGUAAGGCGCAAAUAAAAUGAAGGUAAGCGGUGUAAUGCGAGUUCCUACAGCAUCGGAAAUUUACCGAUAUACAUCGAUUUCAGUUUCUAUACAGAUUUAUCUACAAAUAUAACUAACUGCCAUAUAAGAGUUUCCGAUAUAACUCUUGUGGAAUCUAUUUAUAGCAAUCGUUAUACUUACCUAUUUGAAGAUAAAAAUACAUAAAAGUCAUGACAUAAUGUGUAUUUUAUUUACAUAAAUAUUUAGAUUUACAUGUAAAAAAGUAUUUUAUAUUUUAUAUUUUAUUGUCAAUGUUUUAAAUAUUGCAUAAAACUCCAAAAUAUGAAUUUCGUAUACAUUUAUAUUAAGAGCUGAAUUGUGGUAAUAAAGAUUUGUAUAUAUGAUGUAAAUAAUAAAGAUAAACAAAGUAAAAA
Formica exsecta is the source of this 1246-nucleotide messenger RNA. RefSeq names its product UPF0547 protein C16orf87-like. The transcript is spliced from 3 exons. Bases 277 to 747 code for a protein of 156 amino acids. The record is from RefSeq and is a predicted model, not a curated record. Lineage: Eukaryota; Metazoa; Arthropoda; Insecta; Hymenoptera; Formicidae.